AUUCACAUAUCGUCCCUAGUCCAUCCAUACAAAGCGAGUGUGAGCUAACCUAACCAGGUUAGAAGAAUUAACCUAACCCUGGUUAAAUCUUAUAUCAGGAGGCGUUUAUGGCUUCGUGAUGGAGUUGUCCCUUUUAUCAUCUUUCUAUUUAAAGGACUCCGUCAUUGAUCCCUGUUCUCUGUUCAGUUGAUCAUCCAUUCCAUUCUUAUUUCUCUGUACUCGCACACAACAUUGUGCGAGAAGUGAAGUCACAAUGUCGGUCUCUCUCAGAUUUUCGGCGCUCUGUUUAUUUCUGGUUUAUAUGCUUUUCCUUUCCGUCAAUGGCGUUUCGAGUAUGGAGGAGGAAAAUGAGUUGCAGAGCUUAAUAGACAACUCAACAAUGGCCGAUAGGAGAAAUGAAGAUAUUGCUAUUGAAAAGAAUGAUAAGGCUGUUGAAGAGAAUCCGGAAAGGGUCGCUUCUAUGGUUGACAUGAGCAUUCGCAAUAGUACUGAAAGGAGGAAAUUAGGAUUUUUGUCAUGUGGCACCGGGAACCCAAUCGACGAUUGCUGGCGGUGUGACAGGAACUGGCAGCGCCACCGCAAGAGGUUGGCAGAUUGCGCUAUUGGGUUCGGACGUAACGCAAUCGGAGGUCGUGACGGACGUUUCAAAACAAUCGACGCUCGUGGAGUCAACGUCCACAUCGCAAACGGCGGUUGCAUCACAAUCCAAUACAUCACAAACGUCAUCAUCCACGGACUCCAUAUCCACGACUGUAAACCAACCGGAAACGCCAUGGUCCGAAGCUCCCCCUCACACUACGGCUGGCGAACAAUGGCUGACGGUGACGGAAUAUCCAUCUUCGGCUCCAGCCAUAUCUGGAUCGACCAUAAUUCUCUCUCUAACUGCGCCGAUGGUUUAGUCGACGCCAUCAUGGGUUCAACCGCGAUUACAGUUUCUAACAAUUACUUCACCCACCACAACGAGGUUAUGUUACUAGGCCACAGUGACACCUACGACAGGGACAAAAUUAUGCAAGUCACCAUCGCAUAUAAUCAUUUCGGUGAAGGUCUUGUUCAAAGAAUGCCACGUUGUAGGCACGGCCAAGGCAACCGAUACCUUGCCCCUGUUAAUCCUAAUGCUAAAGAGGUGACUCAUAGAGUGAUGACAGCUGGAAGGUGGAGGCAUUGGAAUUGGAGAUCGGAAGGUGACCUAAUGUUGAAUGGAGCAUUUUUUGUCCCAUCUGGGAAAGGAGCGGGAGCCAGUUACGCACGUGCCUCGAGCUUAAGUGCUAAACCGUCGUCUGUUGUGGCGUCUCUUACUUCGGGAUCGGGUGCGCUUGUUUGUCGACGAGGCAGAGAAUGUUAGAAAAACGAUCUUUUUUGAGAAAUCUCAGUUUUCAUUUUUCUGGAACAUUCUCUUUCGUUUUUUAUUUGGAACGAAAUACUUGAGAAGUGUACAUCUAAUUCUAUUUUCCCUCUCCUCCCUUGUAAAUUUCUGUAGUUGUUUACGUAAAAUUCUCUUGAUAGAUGAAAUUCAAGAGAGGAAGUGAACAGCAAUUUAAGUGUGUUUACCGAUUGUUCUUUUGUAAUCCUUUGUUACUCCAAUAGAACUAUUAUUACUUUGAAAGAAAAGUGAAAACUCUUAUUGAUAUUAGCUAUUUGUCUGUUCCCAACUACCGAUGGUUGUCCCACAUUGAUGGGUGAGAGAAAAGAGGAAAGGAAUAGGGGAAUAUAAAUAGAAACGGGUGGGGG
Lactuca saligna is the source of this 1731-nucleotide messenger RNA. Lineage: Eukaryota; Viridiplantae; Streptophyta; Magnoliopsida; Asterales; Asteraceae. The record is from the annotation of a GenBank genome assembly.